Messenger RNA from Venturia canescens, 1366 nucleotides. Its product is annotated as pancreatic triacylglycerol lipase-like. The coding region runs from base 1 to 1299 and encodes 432 amino acids. Gene Ontology annotation, molecular function: lipase activity. The record is from RefSeq and is a predicted model, not a curated record. NCBI's taxonomy places the organism in Eukaryota, Metazoa, Arthropoda, Insecta, Hymenoptera, Ichneumonidae. Gene Ontology annotation, biological process: lipid catabolic process. The transcript is spliced from 6 exons.
AUGUACGUGUUUCGCAUAGGAUUUUUCGUUUUUCUCCAAUUACUCGCUUUUUCCGAGUGUAACGAUCAUGUCGAGGUGUACAAGGCGGUUCUUGGCGAAGAUUUCGAGGCGGAUACUCUCGACGGGUCAGACGUCCCUUGGUCGGACGAAGUUUUCGAAUUGUUCAGCGACACCGGUAACGCUUCUUUCCCGGCCGAGUCCACCAAUUGCUCUGACAUGAAUUCGGUAAUAUCACGUGGCUUGAAAUGGAUGUUCGCGAAUAAAGUAGAUUUGAAAAAAGCUGUCAAGCUUCGCGUCUAUUUGUCGACGAGGAAACAAACCAAUCGCUUCGAAGCAUUCGCAAACGAUAAGUUUAAUCUCGAGAAGAGCGAUUUCAACAUCGAACGAAGGACCGUCGUCAUCGUCCAUGGUUUCUUGAACAGCGCAUCCGAGUCGUGGAUCAAGAAAUUGGAAGAGGCCUUUUUACUUUGGGGCGAUGUCAACGUUCUCGUGGUCGACUGGUCGGCGGUAGGAAAAACCAUCAACUACUACAAAGCAGCAAUCAUGACGAGAGUCGUCGGCUUCGAAAUCGCGAGAUUCCUCCAUCGAGUGGUCAAUGUGACCGUCGAAUCGAACCCGCAACCGAAAUGGGGAAAGCUUCAUCUAGUCGGGCACAGUCUUGGAUCCCACAUCAGUGGUGUCGCAGCUUACGACUUCAAAAAAAUGCAGAGCUUAUGGCAAGUGUGGAGAAUUACUGGUUUGGACCCAGCUCUGCCGUGUUUCGAACAGGUCACCGAUGUCUACCGUCUCGAUCCGACUGAUGCAAAGUUGGUUGAUGUUCUCCACACUAGCGCGACUGAAAAGUGGACUGUGGGAUUCGGAAACGUUGAACCUUUAGGUCACGUUGAUUUCUAUCCAAACGGUGGAAAAAGACAACCAGGCUGCCACCGAGUGCAGGGUUCCAUUUUCGACUUCGUAUAUGUGCCAGUUGGACCUAUAAAGCGAGGCACGUGCAGUCAUUCUCGUGCCCAAGAAUACUUCACCGAGUCAUUGGUCAACGCGGCCAAAGGUGGUUGCACUUUCUGGGCGAAAAAAUGGGACCGCACUUACAACGGAGCUAUGAACGUCAUAACGCAAUCCUGUGAUAAGUCCAAUUGCAUAGAAAUGGGUAUCCAAACUGAAAAUUAUUCUUCCGCUUCGGGCACAUAUUUCGUCACUACUGCCAAGAGAUCACCGUACUGUGUUACGAACAAGCAAAGUAUCGAAGAAAACAAAUACCAGUUGGAGCUCGACUUCCUGAACGAUGGCCAGCAGCAGUAAUGAUUGUAAAGAACUUGUCAAAUUUUCCAAAGAUUUUUCGUAAUAAAUACUCGUUUUUUAAAAUAAA